Xiphophorus maculatus (southern platyfish) is the source of this 7036-nucleotide messenger RNA. RefSeq names its product MAP/microtubule affinity-regulating kinase 4-like (gene mark4b). Gene Ontology annotation, molecular function: ATP binding; tau-protein kinase activity; protein serine/threonine kinase activity. Gene Ontology annotation, biological process: microtubule cytoskeleton organization; protein phosphorylation; intracellular signal transduction. The coding region runs from base 276 to 2642 and encodes 788 amino acids. Gene Ontology annotation, cellular component: cytoplasm. The record is from RefSeq and is a predicted model, not a curated record. The transcript is spliced from 18 exons. NCBI's taxonomy places the organism in Eukaryota, Metazoa, Chordata, Actinopteri, Cyprinodontiformes, Poeciliidae.
CUAAUCUAGAGGAGGGGUAUUUCUGCUGGAGACAUCAUGAGGUGAAGGUUACCGGGUUGUUUUUAACGGAUCACCUUAAUCUGGAUCACCGUCUGGGUGACCUGUGCUGCCUUCACGGACUGUAAGAAAUGAGGAUUGUAAAGACUUUCUCCUCCUUCUCCUAAACCUGGAUUUUUUUUUUUUGGUUUCGUUUGGAACAAAGUGUGAAUAAAAGGAAAAACUGAUUUCCCAGUUAUUUUUAUUUAUUGCCUGGAGGACUCGCUCAGGGAAGAACAAUGUCUUUACGGACGGCACUGCCUGGGAACGAGCGGAACCAGGACCAUCAUGCCUCGCUGUCGGCCAGCCGCUCGGAUAAAGGUACCGGCUGGUCGAGCCGCUCGCUCGGCGCCCGCUGUCGAAACUCCAUCGCCCUGUGUUCGGACGAGCUGCCGCACAUCGGGAACUACCGACUGCUGAAAACCAUCGGCAAGGGCAACUUCGCCAAAGUCAAGCUGGCCCGCCACAUACUGACCGGCAGAGAGGUUGCCAUAAAGAUCAUCGAUAAAACCCAACUUAACCCAACCAGCCUGCAGAAGCUGUUUCGAGAGGUACGCAUCAUGAAAACCCUGAACCAUCCCAACAUAGUCCAGCUUUUCGAGGUGAUUGAGACGGAGAAGACUCUUUACCUCGUCAUGGAGUACGCCAGCGGAGGCGAAGUGUUCGACUACCUCGUGGCUCAUGGCAGAAUGAAAGAGAAAGAGGCCAGAGCCAAAUUCAGACAGAUUGUUUCUGCUGUUCACUACUGUCACCAGAAGAAUAUUGUUCACAGAGACUUGAAGGCGGAGAACCUGCUGCUCGACGCCGACUCCAACAUUAAAAUCGCCGACUUCGGCUUCAGCAACGAGUUCACUGAAGGCAACAAGCUGGACACCUUCUGCGGGUCGCCGCCGUACGCCGCGCCGGAGCUUUUCCAGGGGAAGAAGUACGACGGCCCAGAGGUGGACAUCUGGAGCCUGGGUGUUAUCCUGUACACGCUGGUCAGCGGGUCGCUGCCGUUCGACGGCCAGAACCUAAAGGAACUGCGGGAGCGGGUUUUACGAGGGAAGUACCGCGUUCCCUUCUACAUGUCCACAGACUGUGAGGGAAUCCUGCGCCGCUUCCUGGUCCUGAACCCCGCCAAGCGCUGCUCCCUGGAGCAAAUAAUGAAAGAUAAGUGGAUAAAUGUUGGUUACGAAGGCGCCGAGCUGAAGCCCCACGUUGAGCCUGAGGAGGACUUCAGUGACAGCGGCCUCAUCGAUGUGAUUGUAGGGAUGGGAUUCGACAGAGAGGAGGUUCGAGAGUCUCUGGUUGAACAUAAAUACAACGAGAUCACUGCCAUGUACCUGCUGCUGGGACGCAAGACAGAGACGGACGGUACCGAGUCUCGGUCGGCCAGCAGCCUGAGUCUCGCUCGCGUCCGGCCCAGCGCCAUCACCAACGGGAUGAGCAAACACUCCACCUCCUCUUCCUCCUCUGGCGCUCAGUCUUCCUCCUCCAGUCACAAGCCUCAGCGAAGCGCCUCAACGUACCACCGCCAGAGACGACACUCCGACUUCUGUGGUCCAGCUGCUCCGGGGUCGGCUCACCCCAAACGAAGCCCCAGCGGCGUGGGCGAGGCCGCGGCCCUCAAAGAAGAGCGGCUCUCCGUACGCAAGCCUAGCGGCUCCACUGUGGGCUCCCGCAGCAUCCCAACCCCGUCCAGUCCCAUGGUUAGCUCCGCCCACAACCCAAAUAAAGCAGAGAUCCCCGACAGACGCAAGGAGGUCAAUUCGACUGUGAAUAACAUCCCUUCCAGUGCCAUGACUCGCAGGAACACGUACGUGUGUACGGACCGAUCCGGCGCCGACAGACCAUCUCUGCUGCAAAACGGCAAAGAAAACAGCACCUUAUCCCACCGCCUGCCGCCGGCCUCGCCCUCCUCCCACAGCAUCGCCGGCGCCUCCGGCGUCUCGUCCGCCACGCUGUCAUCCCGUCUCUCCAGAGGAUCCACGGUGAGGAGCACUUUCCACGGGGGUCAGAUCAGAGACCGCCGGCCUCCGUCUCACGCCCCGCCGGUGUCCCCGACGCUCUCUCACGACGCCAGCCCGCUGCCCCACGUCAGGAGCCGGGCCCCAUCCAACCUGCUCAGCAAGAUCACCUCCAAGCUGACCCGCAAGGUCACUCUUGACCCUUCUAAACGUCCGAGCUCAAACAAGUCCAUGUCGGGCUGCACCCUCCCGCAGGGGACAAAAACAGUUAACCAACCUGAGAGAAUCAGCAGAUCUCCGGUCACAAGUCGCCAUCUAUCUGGGCAUCAAAAAGCGGCCGAGCCCCGGACCCCCCGAUGCGGAUGGGAUGUGAGGGUCCGGAGCCCCCAGGACCCGGCCGAGGUGGUUCUGGCCCUGCGGGAGGCGGCGCAGGGCUGCGGCUGCCAGGUCCACCUGGCCGGCCCGUUCCUCCUGUCCUGCACCCACGGCGCGGCCGGCGCCCGCGUGGCCUUUGAGGCCGAGGUCUGCCAGCUGCCCAACGGGCCAGGUCAGAGCGGCGUGAAGUUCAGGCGCCUGUGGGGGGCGCCGUUGGCCUUCAGAGACAUCGCCGCCAAGGUGUCGAAGGAGCUGGAGCUCCGAGGUGAGGCGGGUAGGUGACAGACUGACACCUCCAGAAAAACACCCGCAGCUCCCAGACUCCUCCCACUCACAGCCGGACGGACUAAAGAUGGCCCUUUGACCUCCGACCCCCGCUGAGCUCACACAUACACAGCUUGAGGCCAUAGAGUUGGACUUUCUUUUUUGUUCAGAUUUAACUUCAGGUUGCUGAGAAUGACGGAAAACGUCUUGUUGACAUUGUUUCUGUCGCUUGUCAUCAUUCCUUUUUAAAGAGCUGCUAUUUAAAUGUUUUUUUUAAUUAUUUUUCUGUGUAAUAAGUUCAUUUUUUUUGCUUAGUGCUUUUAAAUAGGAGGAAAUUGACGACUUUUGUCAAUAUUGGAAGCAGAUGUCACAGAGGAAACCUCCGGCCACUAGGGGGAGACAUGCAGAAAUGCAGGGACUGCCAACAGACUAAAUGGAGCGUAAUUACGUUUCCUCUGUCUGGAUACCUGCUGAAAAGUUUGCUCCACCAUUUUGUUAUGGUAAAAAGUAAGUACACCCUUUUACAGCUAUAAAGUUUGCCAUAUAAGGACAUAAUGACAUUGUUUUGGACUUUAAAAUUGUCAUUAUUUAUUCAACAAAUAUGAAGCCAAGAUAAAAAAAAAUUAGUGUCAUGGAAAAACUAAGUGCACCCUGUGAUUUAGUAGCCUGUAGGGCCUCCUUUGGCAGCACCUUGUAGUAAACAGUCUGUUAGACUCAGUUCUUUAUAGUUGAUUAAAUGACUAGUCAAACCCACAUCAUGAUCCCUCCACCACCGUGCUUGGCUGUAUGUAUUAAACCACGUAUGCGUGGUUUUCUCUAAAACUUUCUGCUUUGGUGUCAUCUGUCCAGAGCUUCUUUCAGAUGAAACAUUUUUACGUUUUAACAAUGAAAUCUUUUAAUUUUACUACUUCAUUUUGGAGAUUUUUUUAGGGCUGCAUCGAUUGCAGUUUUUUGGCAGAUCAUCAAUCUUUAAAAAGCUUUAAUUGACUAUUCAGAUUUGGCCUCUACCUAUUUUGUUUAUCUGAAAAGUCACUAAAGAUAGCGACAAAGUUGGAGGCAACAGUUGGGGUUUUUCAGACCUUUGCAGAGGUAAAAUGUAAGUAUUCAUAAAAAUUGUCAGCCAUCUUAAAUAAUAUGAAUACUCUUAAUGUUUAUAGAAAAAAAUGUGUGGGUUUGCCAAGGCAGCAAAUGUUUUUCACACUGAUCUGGAUCAGUUAAUCAAUGAAAUUUGAUAACUUCCCCUUUAAUUGCAAGGGAGCAUUUAGUUUUUCCACACACAUCUUUCCAUUGGAAGUUCAUUUAGUUCAAUAUGUGAUUACCGUCAUUGAAUCUUUUGUGUGAUUCUCUAAGCUUGAGGUUUGAUGCAAAUAUUUUUUCAAUCUAGUAAAUAUCAAAUCACUUUAUUUUGUCCUGUUUCCUAAAUCUCUAGAAUUAAAGGAGGGUGUACUUUCUUUUUACCGUAGUUGGGAAGUGAGCAAAACUGCCAAAUAAUUUAAAAAAAGAAUAAUAAUUAAAUUUAUUGAGCUCCUUCCCAACACUAAGCUUCAGUCAAUGAUGAACCUGGUUUUUUACAUCAUUAUUAUUAUUAUUUACUUUUACGGCACAAAUAUAAUUCAACAUGGAAAUAAUAAACAGGAUUUGGUUUACUUUCUGUUAUUUUGUAAAAACUAAAGAAAAUAAAUUCCUUCAUUAAUCUUUUUAAAAAAUCCAACAGCUUUUUCUUCCAACUGCAAAACUAAACUCUUUCCCACAUCGACGGUAAACUGGUUCAGAACAAAAUGGAGGAGUUGGUGCUUCCCUCACUUUGUUCGGUGCCCAGACUGUCUGACUGUUUAGAGAAGAAAAGUGCCACAAAGCCAAGGAUCGCAUGAUUUAGACCCAACUGGACUUCAUCUACUUCAUCUGGUUACGUUUGAUAUUUCUGGAAUCUUUAAAUAGAUUUUGCACGUUUUUUCACAUUUUCAGUGGACUGAACCUUAGCCUUUACGUGCAACAACUGCAACUCCUGGCAAAAAUGUCAAAUCAUGACACAGUGAGAAUAUUUUGCAAUGUAACGAAAAACAUCUGAUAUGAGGUCAGCAGAGAUUGUACUCGAGUGACAGGAGUUAUUUUAAAAAAACACUAAACUGUUUUAUUUAGUGUUAGCUAUUUAAUGUUAGCUUCCACUAAAUAAAAUGCUCUACCAACAUGUUACUUAGUGGAAGCUAACACUAAAUACCUAUACUAACAUGCAGUGGAAGCUAAUGCUAAAUUGUUACACCAGAUUUUACCCAAACUAAUAUCACUCAAGUAAAAAAACUGAAAGUGCAGUACAAUAAAACUGCUCUUCAAAGUAUUUUUUCCCCAAAAAGUUACUCCAAUUAAAUGUAACAGAGUAAAUUUAUGGAGUUACUACCCACCUCUGUGUACGACAGUUGAUUAUAAUUAAUAUUUCCUUUUUUUAUCUACUCUUUUUUUUCUCUCUCUGGGGAAAUGAAACCAUUUUCCAUUAAUUAUAAGGUCAUUCAUGUUUUUUCAGGUUACAAACAUACUUGGGAUUUUUUAAUAGAUUAUUAAACAUCCACCAUGAGCUGUGCUUCCAUAAUUUUUGCCAAGAGUUGUAAAUCUCAGUUGUUUCUUGGUUCUUUUCCAUACAAGGUGUAGAUUUCCCAGCACUACUGGUACGACUGUUCCCCCAUUGGAUUAAAGUUACAGACUGUUAACCAACCAGAUUCCUGAUUCAAAAUGCCAAUUUCAAACAUCCAAAUCCCUGGCAUCACUUUGAUGUAACAAUUAAGAUAUAACAAAUUCUCCAUUUUGUUUUAUUUUAGGUACUUUGUUGCUCGUCUCUAAGAAAAUCUACCAAUGUUUGUGGAGUUUUCUGAUUACUGGUUUCCGUCAGCGUCUGAAAAUGUCAAGCUGUGAUUUAGAGGCUAGUUGUUCGACUUUCUGUUUGUUUACUGCUCUGCCUCUUCGCCCCAAAAUGUUCUCAGACUAAUUCAUGCUUCAAGACCACUGAUUACUUAAAUCCAACUUACCGCCGGCUGAGACACCAGAAACGACCGACUUGCAGUCCUGCAUGUCUCCUAGGAUAUAAUGUGUGACACAAAAUAAAAACCUUCAACCUCUGAUAUAUUUUUAUUCUUUCUUCUUUAUGCACAUUUGGAGAAGAUGCAUAAACUUUGUUUUCCUCCCCGUGUAACAUUAAAUCAGAGUAAAUAAUAAUAAUUUGGGAAAUUAUGCAGAGACAGACUAGAGAGUAUAUUUUAAGGCAGAACCUCAUUGUAAAAUCUAAAUUAACAUACCAGGGAGAGAAUGGUAGCUCUCCACAAGUCUGGUUCAUUCUUGUAACUUACACAUAAUGUAAGCAGUUUUGCUAAUGCUAAAGCUCUUUAACAUGGCAUUUAGCAGAAGCUAAUGCUAACUGAUAUACCAGCAUGGUUGUUAGCGGAAGGUUUUAUAAAAUUAUAUACCAAAAUGGUAUUUAGUGAAAGCUAAUGCUAAAAUGCUAUACUAACAUGGUAUUUAGCAGGAGCUAAUGCGCUAUCCCGACAUGGAAUUUAGUGGAAGCUAAUGCUAAUGCACUACACCAGCACAGUAUGUAGCAGAAGCUAACUCUAAAGCCCUUUGCCAAUAAAAUAUUUAGUGGAAACUAAUGCACUAUACCAACACAGUAUUUAAUUCAAGAUAAAGCAAAAGCAGUAUACCAGCACAAUAUUUAGUGGAAGCUAAAGUGCUAUACCAAUGCACUAUUUUGUGGAAGCUAAUGUUAAGGCACUAGCUUUCACUAAGUGCCGGUAUAGAGCAUUUUGUGAAAUGCUCUAUACCGGCACAGUAUUUAUCAGAAGCUAACGCUAAAGCAUUUUACCAACAUGGUAUUUAAUGGAAGGUAAUGUUAAGGCAUUAAGUGCUAUACCAACACAGUAUUUAGCUGAAGGUAACGCUAAAGCGUUACCUUCAGCUAAACAGGAGAAUUUGUCUCUUACGUCAGACAAUAGGUUGAAAAAAGGUUAUGUGUCUGUUUUCACAGCAGCAGACACAGAUUUCAAAUGUGUCUUUGGUUUGUAUGAAGAAAAACAAAAACAGGAUGAGUUGAUUGUUACAUGGGGCUUUGUUUAAUUCUCCAGUUAUAUUUUACAACCAAAAAAAAAAAUUUGUACACACAUAGCCACGACCAGACUAUGCAUGGGUUGAUCCCAGGAUGUUACGAAGGAGAUGGGAAGAUGAUUUCAGUUAGAAGAAAUUAGAUGAAUAGGGAGAAAAGGCAGAAAAAGUAAACAGAAGUAAGAAAUGAAGGAGCAGAAGGAAAAGUGGAGUGUCUUUGGAUGGAAGGAAGUCAUCAGCAGGAAGUAGCCAUUUGGCCGAAACCAGUAAAAUAACUUUACAACGAGGCUACAUGUUCAUUUUUUUUUUUAGAAAAUAGAAAAAAAAAA